GAACAGAGCAUUUAAGGUGGGCUGGUGCAGGCCGUCAAGCACUAUGCCAAGGCCAACAAUCCAAAGACACCUGGCUACGAUCCGACAAAACCAGACUCAUGGAUCGUGUAUCAAGAUUGCAAUAACCUUUACGGGUGGGCUAUGAGUCAGCCCAUGCCGUACGGUGUCUUCCGGUGGUAUGAAGGAACAGAUCCUCUGGCCGACCUCCAAUUGCUUUCGGACACUGGUAAUACGGGGCGUAUAUAUGAAGUAGAUGUAUCGUAUCCAGAAGGGCUGCAUGACGAGCACAACGACUUGCCGUUCUUGCCUGUCAACGAUGUACCACCGGGUUCCAAAGAGACCAAACUCAUGGCCACUUUGAAACCCAAACAGCGGUACGUCGUACAUUACGUUAAUCUUAAACAGGCGAUCGCACACGGACUGCGAGUCGAUAAAGUGCACCGCGUUUUAGAGUUUCAACAAAGUGCUUGGUUGAAACCGUACAUUGAGUUGAACACUGAAAUGCGGAAACAGGCGGCAAAUGCUUUUGAAAUAUCGUUUUUCAAACUAAUGAAUAAUGCCGUCUUUGGGAAAACCAUGGAGAACAUGCGGAAACGCAUCCGCAUUGAACUAAUCUCCAGUCCCGAACGUCUAAGCAAGCUCGUAAACCAACCAACCUUCAACGACUGUAUUAAAUACGGCGAAAGGUUGUGCGCCGUCAUAAUGGACACAAAGAUUGUCAAGUUUCUCAAACCAAUAUACGUCGGUUUAGCAGUGCUUGACAUUAGCAAGUCGCUAAUGUACAAGUACUUCUACGACGUAUUAAAACCUCAUUAUGGCGACGCAAUUAGCCUGGUUUACAUGGAUACUGACUCCUUCAUAUACCUGCUCAGAGUCAGCGACUUCUACCAGGAUUUAGCCGACAGCCCCGAUUUACUGGUGUACGUGGACGCAUCUAGCCUGCCCAAGGAUCACCCUUGUUACUCGACCUCGAGGAAGAAGACGCCUGGUCUGUUUUCAGACGAGACCGGCGGCCUCACCCUCUUUGAGAUCGCUGCACUUCGUUCAAAGUGCUAUGCAUUUGACAUGGAAGGCAGCGAAUUCAUCAAGUCUAAGGGGAUCCGCGGACAUGUCGUCCGGAACCAUCUGUCUUUGGACGAUUACAAACGAUGUUUGUUUGAAGACGAUGGCGACGAUGGUGACGAUGCGUCAAAACGAGCGUUGGCCGGAGACAAUGCCCGUGUAGUCAUCGGAGCCGUACGUGAUGGUGAGAUUCCACCGACAUUAUCAUUACCGUACACUCCGUACCGACAGAACGUGUCAAUUCGUUCUUUCGAGCACGAGGUACGCACUUUACGUACAACCAAGUUGGCGCUUAACCGUUUCGACGAUAAGCGCUACACGCUCGACAACAGAGUUGACACGCUGGCUUACGGUCAUUAUGCCAUUCCAUCGGAAGAAAUUUAAGCAACAUUAGUUUUUAUAGUAAUAAUAAGAUUGUAAAACUCUUUAAAUAUCCAUAUUGAUAAAUGUAAAAUAUAUUGUAUGAUAAACCGUGUAAUUGAAUUUUAUGAUAAGGUUUUUGUAAAUAUAAGUGUUGUAUAUAAAUAUAUAGUUGUAAAUAUAGUUUUAAGAUUUUUUAAUGUAAUAUUUUAAUGAAUUGAAUUGUAAAUAAAUGUAAGUUAGAAUUGAUAUUAUAAUAAAUGCUUAAUUAAU
Messenger RNA from Daktulosphaira vitifoliae (grape phylloxera), 1695 nucleotides. RefSeq lists its product as uncharacterized. Gene Ontology annotation, molecular function: DNA-directed DNA polymerase activity; DNA binding; nucleotide binding. Gene Ontology annotation, biological process: DNA replication. Lineage: Eukaryota; Metazoa; Arthropoda; Insecta; Hemiptera; Phylloxeridae. The transcript has 5 exons. Bases 142 to 1446 code for a protein of 434 amino acids. The record is from RefSeq and is a predicted model, not a curated record.